This is a messenger RNA of Jatropha curcas, 734 nucleotides long. RefSeq names its product Sel1 repeat protein. NCBI's taxonomy places the organism in Eukaryota, Viridiplantae, Streptophyta, Magnoliopsida, Malpighiales, Euphorbiaceae. Gene Ontology annotation, molecular function: protein binding. The record is from RefSeq and is a predicted model, not a curated record.
UUCUCUUUUUCUAGCUCAGCUACUACAGCAAAGAUACACAAUCUAGCGAAGCAUCUAAAACCUUCAAAAUACGCAAAACCCACGUCCCGAGUUCAGACUAAGAAGAUGGAAAGCAACGCGGAUACAGACAAUCUCAACAAUAUGAACACGAACAGUAAUAGCAGUAACAACAGCAAUAUCAACAUCAACGCGCGCUUGCCCUUAUCGGAGGUUGUAUCGGAUUGCGUAAAGAGAUGGUUUAAAGACACCCUCAAAGAUGCUAAGUCUGGAGAUAUUAAUAUGCAGGUCUUGGUCAGUCAAAUGUAUUAUAGUGGAUAUGGAGUGCCUAGAGAUGCCCAAAAGGGAAGGAUUUGGAUGACAAGAGCAUCAAGGACUAGGUCUUCAGUUUGGAAAGUCAGCGAUAAGCAUCCAGGUUAUAAUGCCAGUGAUUCAGACUCUGACGAAUUGAAGGGUGAUUCUUAAUAAGAGCUGCCGGAAUUUUAUGCCGAAACAAUCAAUGGAUGAUGCCGUUUCUGCUCUGCCUCAGGUUUUAUGUGCUUGUAACAAUCUUUAUUCUUUUUCCUCGUCUUGUUAAUUUUUCUCCUCUUCUGGUUUAGUUUCGUUGGGGUGUAUUUUUCUGUUGAGACUGUUCAGUAAUCAUAAAAUGACUUGUUAAUUGCACUUUUAAGACGAGAAUAUUAUUGGCUUAAACAUUGGCCGUUUAUUUUUUAUUUUUUUCUUUUAAUCCUGGUAAA